Molecule: messenger RNA, 3593 nt
Organism: Clupea harengus (Atlantic herring)
Lineage: Eukaryota; Metazoa; Chordata; Actinopteri; Clupeiformes; Clupeidae
Gene: lrrcc1
Product: leucine rich repeat and coiled-coil centrosomal protein 1
Exons: 19
Coding region: 249-3290 (1013 amino acids)
Cellular component (GO): cytoplasm; centrosome
Molecular function (GO): protein binding
Source: RefSeq, a predicted model, not a curated record
AGCUAUCGAUACCUAACAUCAACAACAACCUGUAGCAACGAUACCUAAAUCACAGUGCUGUCAUUUGGCGUAGCAUAAAGGUUUUUUAGCGUGUAACACAACUAUAACCUGCUGUGUGUGUUUACUAGCCGAACUUUAACUUGACUAAUAGGUAACGUUAUCUACCCUAAACAGCUAACGUUUCAUCUUUUGUUUCUAGUUUAUUUCUCAGAACUGGGGUUAUCCUAAAUAACUCAAAUUAAAAGGAUAUGGCAGAUAAAGAACUUUGCCUAAUCGACAAGAACAUAUCAAGCUUAUUAGAUGUUCCACUGAAUCCCAACCUUACAAUACUCAAUCUUCACUGUAACCACAUACCAAAAAUCGAGGGUUUGACUGAAGUUUGGCAGCUGCGACAUCUUGAUCUAUCAUCCAACCGUAUAACACAAAUCAACGGUUUAGGAAAUCUUUCCUCCUUACGCACCCUAAACCUAUCCUGCAACUUAAUCACAAAGGUUGAAGGUCUUGAUGUGUUGAUAAAUCUCACCAGAUUGAACUUGUCAUAUAAUCGCAUAUGUGAUCUCACAGGCCUCUUGUACCUCCAUGGCUCAGAAUAUCAACUAAAGCACCUCCAGCUCCAUGGCAACCGCUUGGACAACAGUAACCAUCUACUGCAGUGCAUGGUGGGACUGCAGAACCUUAAAGAUGUCACGCUAACGGCUGACACUGUUAAUGCUCCUCAAAAUCCAGUUUGUGCUCUUCCAGGAUAUAGGGAUACAGUCUUAGAAUCCCUGCAACAGGUGUUCAUCCUAGAUGGAGUUGACCGUUUCGGCAACCCUGGAGAAGACAGCCCCACUGAUAUCCCGGGUUUAGAGGACUUUCUCGAGCACCUGUUAUGCACAGAUACCAAUGUUGACACAAACAGGAGAGCUGACAGGCCCCGUAGUGCGCCCCAGACUGAUGACGUCCUGGCCCAGUUUGGCAACAAGACUGGGCCAGGCAGAGGACCUGGAGCUCCAGCAGCUGUCAAACCUGGCCCAACCACAACACACUCUGCCUCCAGAAACCAUAUCAACGAACAGCGCAUUAAGAAACUGGAACAGCAGGUGUCCCAUCUCUUCCAGAAGGUGCCUGAGAAAGGUGGCUCCACAUCAAGCACUUCCAGCCCUCCUCUGGCUCUGAGGGCGAAGAGGGACACAGAUCUGACAUCCGAGAGUGACUGCGACAGCGGGAAGGAGAACCGGCGGCGUUCCAAAAUCCCGAAGCAGACCAGGAGUUCCCCAGGGAAAAAAGCCAACAAGGACACAAGAGGCAAACCAUCAGCCAUCAGUGGUUCAGAUACACAUAAAUCAAGUAGCUCAAAGUUCCCUAUGGGCCAGACAAAGAGGCAAGGGGUCCAUUUAUCAUCCCCUGGGACGACCAGGAAGGGCUUGAAAAAUGCAGCAUCAAGGGAGGCAGAUGAAAGGAAAUCAAACAAAGGCGAGGAGGAGACCUACAGGGCUAUCGUGGAGGAGCGUGAUCAGGAGAGGGAGCGGCGCUGGAAGGCAGAGCAGGCGGUGAGGAAGCUGACGGAGCAGCUGAAGAGCCUGCAGACCCGCGCUAGUGAGGAGAAAGACCUGCAGAGCAUGGCCCUGCACACCACAGAGAGGCUGAAGGAGCUGCUGCUGAAGGAGCGCUCUGAGCGCUCGUCCCUGCAGGCCAGAGUGGAGGAGCUGGAGGACAGGCGGGGCGACCGGGCCGAGCAGCUGGAGCUGACGCGCAGCCGGGAGGACCAACUGAAGAGGGCGCUGCGCAGCUUGGAGGACCAGGUGGCCCAGGCAGAGGCCCUCAGGGCCCAGCAGCAAGCGGAGGAGAUGAAGCGCUGCAAAGAGCUUGAGAACAGGGCUGCUGCUCUCAAGAGGGAGGUGGAGAUCCUGAGGGCGACACUGCGACAACAAAAGGACAAAGUACAACAGCUGCAUGAACUUCUGGUGUCCAGAGAACAGAUCCACAGGAAGGAGCUGGAGUCGCGGCUGCUCCCUGACAGUGCACAGUAUCGAGAGGCGCUGGGGAAGGAGGUGGCUCUCGCCGAGCAGAGGCACGAGCACACGCAGACUGCCCUCAAGUGCAAACUGGAGGAGAGUCGACAGCAGUACGCCGCCCUGGAGGACGAGUUCCGUAUGGCCCUCACCAUUGAGGCAGCUCGCUUCAACGAGGUGAAGACUGCUUUCGACCACGCCAGCAGGGAGCUGGCUGAGCUGAAGGCCUCCCUGGCCCAGUCCCAGCAGCAGGAGCAGAAGUCUGUGGCUCUGGUGCAGGAGCUCACUACCAUGGUGAGGGAGCAGAAGGACCGCAUCGCUGAGGUCACCAAGUCGCGAAAGGAGGCCAUCACUGACCUGAAGUCCCGCAUCCAGUCUCUGGAGGAAGCAGCAGAGAAGGACCGGAGUCUGGGCUUGCAGGUGGAGCUUCUGAAGAAGGACAAGGCCAGGCUGGUCGCCCAGGUCGCCGCACAAGAGUCUGUCAUUGAUGGCCUCCGAUCUGAGAGGAAACUCUGGGGACACGAGCUGGCGCAACAGGGGGCAUCUUUAGCCCAAGACAGAGGUCGUCUGGAAGCAAAGAUUGAGGUUCUGUCUAGUGAGCUGGAGACACAGAAGAAGCAGAAUGAGCGCGACAGUGACGGGCUGAGGAUCAAAGCCAAGAUUGUGGACGAUCAGACGGACACUAUCCGCAAGCUCAAAGAGGCGCAGCAGGAGCGUGAUGAGCAGCUACAUCGGCAGCGUGAAGAGGGGGCGCUGGCAGAGCGGCGCUUUCAGCAGAGGCUGAAGGAGGAGACGGCCCCAGUGGUGGAGCUCCGUGACCGUCUGGAGCAGCUCAGCCUCCGCAAGGAGGAGCUCAAGCAGCAGCUGGAGGACAAGGAGGCCGAACUGGAGGAGGUCAAAGAGGCCUACAGGGCUUCUAAUAACAAAUGGCAAGAGAAGGCUGGCUUACUCAGCAGGCUUGAGACUCAGGUGAAACGCAUGAAGGAACAUUUUGACUCCAAAGAGAAAACCCUGCUGGAGGAGAGAGACAAAGCAUUGCAGGGUCACAAAGGUGCUGUAGAGAAGUUGCGGAAUGCAGAUGAUGCUUUUCGCAGACAGCUGGAGACUCUUCAGGCCUCCCAUCAGACUGAGCUCCUGCACCUCAUCAAUGACAAACAGAAACAGAUUGAGCUGGCCAAUCACAAGGUGAUUGAAGUGGAGGAGGAAAUGCGGCACCUAUUGGAGGAGACCGAGAAUACCAAACGGAUGAUGGAAGAGAAAAUGAGACGUCUCACCAGCGUAUUGAAAGAGUUCUGACCAAAUGUUUUGUUGCAUUAUCAGGACAGCGCAAAUUUGUGCUUUUCUUUCUUUUAGUCCCUGUUUUGCACGUACAUUUGUAAAUAACACGUUAUGAGGAGCAGUGAUGUUGUAUCAUAAGUUAUCUAUGCUAAGUUAUUUUAAUUAUGUUUGUCUUGGAUGAGUUUUACAACCUGAUCUAAUUUGUGUUUAUCUCUUUGAAUGUCUUUACACGUUUAAUGGAAACUGUAACCAACGUGGCUUGUGUGUCCAGGAAAACUGUGACUACAUCGUUAGUGAAAUAAAGUACAUGUCCUGUCAAAA